Messenger RNA from Seriola dumerili (greater amberjack), 2271 nucleotides. RefSeq names its product Krueppel-like factor 4 (gene klf17). The transcript is spliced from 3 exons. Gene Ontology annotation, molecular function: RNA polymerase II cis-regulatory region sequence-specific DNA binding; DNA-binding transcription factor activity, RNA polymerase II-specific. NCBI's taxonomy places the organism in Eukaryota, Metazoa, Chordata, Actinopteri, Carangiformes, Carangidae. Bases 104 to 1459 code for a protein of 451 amino acids. Gene Ontology annotation, biological process: regulation of transcription by RNA polymerase II. The record is from RefSeq and is a predicted model, not a curated record.
GAUCCUCAGCUGCCGCGACGCUUUAUGGACAAACACUGAGUGGACUGAGAGUGUUCGCACUGACGGGUUUAGAGUUCGCGCUUGUGUCUUCAGAGCGGUCAGCAUGGCUGUGGCUGAGGCUGUGAUUCCUGCAGUGACUUCAUAUCCAAGUGUUGAAGCCAUGGAGGGAAAACAGUUUGACAACCUGUGCAAAAUGGAUGAUUGUGCACGGAGCAGCGCGACAGGUGGCGCAGACAACCCGCUCAUUGAGGUGGAGUUCAGCAUCGUGCAGUCUCCUGCUUUGCCUCCCAGAGACGACGACGAACUGGGGAAAUUCUUGGACCUCGAGUUCAUUUUGUCCAACACCAUCAGCUCCGAUGUUUCCCCCCCUCAGCAGCAGCAGCAGUGCGCGUAUUCUCUGCCGGAGUCUCCGGAGAGCUGCAGCGGUGGUUCUGUUCCAGACUGCAGCGACCACCCCUCCCCUCACCUGGCCACUCAGAGCUACCACGGCUCCUCGAGCUUCACAGGCACGAGCCCGGUCCGCAGCCUAAUGGCGGAGCUUCUCACGCCAGACAUGAGCUACCCGGGUGAGAGUUCACCGGACAGCGCAGACAAGGCGAGAGACGGACGGGACUACACCGAACUGCGAGCGUUGAACCCGGUCACCAUUGCAGCUGCUCCCGCUCAUCACCAUGUGGCCACAUCUCCGCCGCCGCUUGGAUACAAAAUUAAAAACGAGCCUGUAAGUCAGUCCUGUAUGAUGGCAGCAGCUGGUGGGGACUUUAUGGGACAGAUGUUUGAUAAACACCAGCUUCGCACCGUGCACCCAGCAGCUUUUACGCACCACCAUGCGUCAGUUCCAAAUGGGUUCGGUGCGCAUCCCAUGCAGCACCCUGCUCCUCAGGGACGCUCAGACUGUCAUUUGGCACAAAUGAACUCUACCGUGAGCUCUCACCCCAAUCAACACCAUCUCCACAACCACUACAUGAACGCACCAUACCAGCCGCAGUACGCACACCAGAGCGUGCCUCAGUUUCAGGGACAGUAUAACAUGCACAGAGAGCCUGUGCUCGUUCACCAGCAGCAUCAUCCGGCCUCUCUGCAGGGGAUGAUGCUCACCCCUCCCUCGUCGCCGUCAUUGCUGGAGUUUUAUGGGCACGAUGAGGUGGGGAGCAUCAAGCAAAAGCGAGGCCGCAGGUCGUGGGCCAGAAAACGUGCAGCGACGCACAACUGCGAGUUCCCGGGCUGUGGGAAAACCUACACCAAGAGCUCCCACCUCAAAGCCCACAUGAGGACACACACAGGUGAAAAGCCAUACCACUGUAACUGGGAAGGCUGUGGCUGGAAGUUCGCCAGGUCAGAUGAGCUGACCCGUCACUUCAGGAAACACACUGGGCACCGGCCCUUUCAGUGUCACCUCUGUGAGCGUGCCUUCUCACGCUCUGAUCAUUUGGCUCUCCACAUGAAGAGGCACAUGUAGGCCGCACUGACCACACGGGACGUUUUGUUUGUAUCCAAAUCCACCGUGGGAUCGUGGUCAGAGCAUCCCAGAUGAAGCACGAGCUGCCCCCUCACUACUGGACACUUUGUGCAUCUGGCCAAAGCCAGUGACACUAAACGCUCCUGUAGGGACUUGAGUCUAGGUGUAGUGUCUUGGCAACCAUAACAUACUUCAUGGCAUUUGAUCCCAUAAUACCAUACCACAAACUUCCUCCUAUAGGAACAAGUUGUGCUGGUGGUUUUCAAAAGUGCCUGUCAGAAAAAACACUGGUGUUUUUGUACAUAUCUGUGCAUAUAUGAAUUUCUUUGGCUAAAUUAUAGUAGUUUGGUAUUUAAGACGACUCCUCACCCUCUCUUUGAAAUAAGUUAUUGAUUGUUGGUGAGUGCCUGGAAGAGACUGUAUCUGCUUCCCAAAAGGGGAAUACUCACUGUGGGCAGGACCCAUUGUACAUAUGUAAAUUGUAUUUUUCUAAUGUUUACAUCUUAUGUCUUUGAUACUACUCAAAAUCAGGUCAGGGUUUUUAUCUACAAUGUUGUUGUUCUAUUUUCUUACAGGUUUUGUUAUUACACACAACACAAUUUUUAUAGAUUUGCUAAGCAUUGUGGGCCAGGCCUGCAUUUCUUUGGUUUUGUAAAGGUUUGCUUGAGCAAUGUCAACAAAUUCAGGUACUAGAACUCGUAUUCAGUCAAUUUCAGGAUACCAAGCAUCAAGUGUCAAUACACCCUCACUUCACCCCAGUUCCAUGCUCAGUGUUUUUAGGGACACAAUAGUCUGUGUUUUGCCAUGUUUUU